AACCACUCCACUUACCAAUUGUUUAUUUAAGGGUUAAUACAAAUCUGAGCAGUAUAAAUAAGUCAAAUACCUUCCAACCAUUUCUUCAUUCACAGCCUUCAGAGUUCAGACAUACACCCUUCUUUUCAUCAAUGGAUUCCUUAAAACUCUUUGUCUCACUACUUGUUCUUCAAGCUUUUCUUAAUCCACUUUUUUCGGCACAAGCAGCACCUAAUGAAGUUUUCAGAGAGUAUAUAGGAGCAGAGUUCAAUAAUGUCAAGUUCACAGAUGUACCAAUUCAUCCAGAUGUUGAAUUCCAUUUCAUCCUUUCCUUUGCCAUCGAUUACACCACUUCAUCUUCUGCUUCCCCUACUAAUGGAAAUUUCAAUGUUUUCUGGGACUCUGACAACCUCAGUCCCUCUCAAGUCUCUUCCAUCAAGAACACACACUCAAAUGUCAGGGUAGCAGUGAGUUUAGGAGGGGACAGUGUCGGUGAUGGAUCUGCAUAUUUCAACCCUUCUUCAGUUGAAUCAUGGGUUCACAAUGCUGUUUCUUCACUCACUGGUAUCAUCAAUAAGUAUAACUUGGAUGGAAUUGAUAUUGACUAUGAACACUUUAGUUCUGAUCCUGAUACAUUUGCAGAGUGCAUCGGACAGCUUUUGACUACCCUAAAAGGAAACGGGAUCAUCUCUUUUGCUUCUAUAGCUCCUUUUGAUGAUGAUCAAGUUCAGAGCCAUUAUCAAGCUCUGUGGAGUAAAUAUGGUCAUCUACUAGACUAUGUGAACUUCCAAUUCUAUGCUUAUGAUCAAGGAACAAGUGUGUCUCAGUUUUUGGACUACUUCCAAACUCAAACCUCAAACUACAAUGGGGGUAAGAUCUUACCUAGCUUUGGCACCGACGGUUCAGGUGGUUUAUCUCCAGAAAAUGGCUUUUUUACUGCUUGCAGUAAGCUCAGAAGUCAAGAAAAACUUCACGGUAUCUUCAUUUGGUCUGCAGAUGACUCAAAAAAGAAUGGGUUUCGUUAUGAAAAACGAUCACAGGCAAUGUUAGCUGGUUCACGAUAAGUUUGUUCAUGUUAAGAGCUUCUUAUCUUCUACUUAGUAAAUCUAAUCUUGUAUGGUGUUUUAUGUGACUAUGUGAUAUAUAUGAUACUGUACUUGUGAA
Papaver somniferum (opium poppy) is the source of this 1143-nucleotide messenger RNA. Its product is annotated as chitinase 2-like. Bases 132 to 1043 code for a protein of 303 amino acids. The record is from RefSeq and is a predicted model, not a curated record. Gene Ontology annotation, molecular function: hydrolase activity, hydrolyzing O-glycosyl compounds. The transcript has a single exon. Lineage: Eukaryota; Viridiplantae; Streptophyta; Magnoliopsida; Ranunculales; Papaveraceae. Gene Ontology annotation, biological process: carbohydrate metabolic process.